Molecule: messenger RNA, 7847 nt
Organism: Sceloporus undulatus (fence lizard)
Lineage: Eukaryota; Metazoa; Chordata; Lepidosauria; Squamata; Phrynosomatidae
Gene: FBLN2
Product: fibulin 2
Exons: 21
Coding region: 417-4193 (1258 amino acids)
Cellular component (GO): extracellular region
Molecular function (GO): calcium ion binding
Source: RefSeq, a predicted model, not a curated record
AAAAAAUCCCUUUUGCACAAGGGAGCUGGAUCAGAGGCAGGAGCAGCCGCUGCCUUCUCCGCUUGGACGCUUGCUUGGAGGGUGUCUGGGGGUGCAUGGAAGAAUGCUCUGUGUUGGGGAAGCACCACUGUAGGAUACUGACAGCUUCUUGGCUACUCUUCUGAGCUCUUAGAGGUGGAACAAGGAGGAGCUAUCUGUUGGUGUGACCUUGUAAGCACCAGCUAAGACUAUUAUGCUAUGCAAAGAUGAAUAAUGAAUUUAGAAGCCCCAAGCUCUCAUUGAAAAACAGAAUCCAGAGAAAUAUGUCAAACUGGGGAGCUGAAUGAACAGAAAUUCCAAGAAGGAAAAGAAAGAGAGAAAGAAACCCAUAGAAGAUAAGGGGAGCUAGAUUUUUGCCAUACUUGCUUAGGAAGAUUAUGGAUAGACACCAAGUGUUAUAUUUACACUCCAUGAGCACAGUCCUCUUGGUGCUUAUUUGGACUGGCAUCUCAGAAGCUCAGAAGGAUUGCACAGGUGUGGAGUGUAAACAGCUGGAAAAUUGCAUUGAAGAAGUGCUUGAGCCAGAUGACUGCUGUGCUUCCUGUCUACAGCAUGGGUGCACCUGUGAGGGUUACCAGUACUAUGACUGUGUCAAUGUAGGAUUUAUCAAUGGCAAAGUCCCCGAAGGGCAGUCUUAUUUUGUCGAUUUUGGAAGCACGGAAUGCUCAUGUCCCAAAGGAGGAGGCAAGAUCAGCUGCCAAUUUAUGCUUUGUCCAGACCUGCCACCUAACUGCAUUGAUGCUGUGCUGCCAUCAGAUGGGUGCCCUCAGUGUGGAAGAAUAGGCUGUGUACAUGAAGAUCAGAAGUAUGCAGCAGGACAUACUUUCCAUAUGCCACCUUGCAAGGUAUGCCAUUGCCCCAAUGCAGGAGGAGAUCUCAUGUGCUAUCAGCUCCCAGACUGUAAUGAAUCCACAUUAAAUUCCCACAAGCCUUCUGAUGCUGGAGAAGCUGAAUCAGAGAGACACUAUGACGAUCCCUACAGUUAUGAUCAGGAAGCACCAGAGGGAGACACCCUUCAGGUGGAACCUCCUAAAAAGUACUACAGUUACUCAGCACAUACAGAACAAGAGAGCCUUGGCCAAGAGCAGAGUGAAGAUUAUGACUAUCUUGCAAACAGUGUUACUUCCCCUUCCAUAACCCAUCCAGUUUCUUACCCAACUGCUGUUUCACUGACAAGCACAAAUGUCCCCACCAUGCACCAGUCUGAAGAUAGUCAAACCACUGAAAAAAAGGAGGAAAGGAUUUAUAUAAGUACAGUGUCAACACCCAAAGGGCAGCAGACACAUUAUAAAAUCACCACUGCUAAGAGCAUCGUAAAAGGGAAAAAAGCUGCAGUUACCACUGAGAUACCCAGAUAUAUGGCAGAAGGUGAGGGGAAGCACCUUGCCCACCGAGAGAUAAAUGAGCAAGAAGAGAAUGCCCGAUUUAGAAUCAAAAUGAAUAUGAAAAAAGACAACAAACAGAAGGAGAACAAAUUAUCGGUCUUAAAAGAGGCCAAUAGUACUCAGUUCCCUGGGCUAAACACUUUGCAGGAGAAAGGAGAUGAUUUCCCGCAAGUCAAAUUUAAUCCAACACCACCAUCUUUUAUUGCUUUGAGAGAAGACAACAACCGGAUAUCACAAAAACAGUCUCAGACACUUUAUCAUUACCAGCCUGAUGAAGACGUAGAUCCCAAUUCUGUUCAUACUUCCUCCAAAUUGCCACAAGGUUCAACAAAAGAUUUAAUUGAAACAUGCUGUGCUGCUGGACAACAGUGGGCUAUUGACAACAGUGAAUGUACAGAAAUCCCAGUAAGUGGAACUGAUGGUGAUAUUUGCAGAAUUGCUCAGAAGCAGUGUUGUGUCUCGUAUUUAAAGGAAAACAGCUGCAUUGCUGGUAUGAUUGCUGCCAGAGAAGGUGAUUUGUGUGGACCAGAUGAAAGUGAUACCUGUGGAGGAUCAUUUUAUAAGCAAUGUUGUGAUUGCUGCACAUUGGGUUUACGAGUAAAAAGUGAGGAUCAAAGCUGUGAGCCUAAUCCAAAUCUUGGCUAUCCUUGCAACCACAUGAUGCUUUCCUGCUGUGAAGGAGAAGACCAUCUUAUCCCUCCAGAACUAAAGAAACACCCUGAACCACUGCCAACAGUGACACCAGAGAAACCAGCCAGCUGGGUGGAGAAGAACAGCAGGAGAAAGGUCACUCCAAUAGCAGUUUCAGAGACUGAAGAUCGCAAUGAAGCUUUGUCGAUCAGUAAUGAAGCCGAAUUAUCAAAUAGCUUACCUGGAGAUGACCUGGAUGAGUGCCUUGCCUAUCCUGGAGAGCUCUGUCAACAUCUCUGUAUCAACACAGUGGGAUCCUACAAGUGCUCCUGUUUCCCAAGAUUUACUUUGCAGGACGACGGACUCAGCUGUAAUCCAGAUUUUGAAGAAGGACCCAACACUGCCUUAGGGGACAAAACCACUGUUUUACCAGAAACAUUGAAGAACCCACCUGUGACAGUCAAUGAUUUACAUGAAGAGCAAGAUAGGUGUAAAGAUAAUGGUCCCUGCAAGCACACUUGUAAUAUCGUGGAUGGGAGAAUUGAAUGUUCUUGUUUGCCAGGAUUUGCUCUGAUGUCUGAUGGGGUUUCUUGUGAAGACCUGGAUGAGUGCCUUACGGGUAUUCACAGUUGUUCCAGAAGACAACUAUGUGUGAACACAUUGGGAUCAUUCUACUGUGUCAACCACAGUGUUAUCUGUGCAGAGGGCUUUGUACUCAACAUGCAUAGAAAAUGUGUUGAUAUUAAUGAAUGUGUAACAGAUGCUCAUACCUGUAAGAGAGGGGAACACUGCGUUAACACAAUUGGAUCCUUCACAUGUCUUCAACAACUCAACUGCCAAUCAGGUUAUGAACUUAAGGAUGGUGAAUGUGUUGACAUUGAUGAAUGUGAAAGAAAAACUCACAGCUGCAAGAUAAACUUUGUAUGUCAAAAUACAAAAGGAUCAUUCUACUGUGAAUCAAAGCAACGGUGCAUGGAUGGAUUUUUACAAGAUCCAGAGGGUAAUUGUGUCGAUAUUAAUGAAUGUACAUCACUUUCUGAGCCAUGUAAGGCUGGCUUCAACUGUAUCAAUACAGUUGGGUCUUAUACAUGCCAGCGGAAUCUCUUAAUAUGCAGCAGAGGGUAUCAUUCAAGUGAAGAUGGGACCAGAUGUGUUGAUGUUGAUGAAUGUCAGACUGGCAUUCAUCGCUGUGGAGAGGGACAGAUUUGUCACAAUCUACCUGGAGCUUACCGCUGUGACUGCAAGAUGGGAUAUCAGUAUGAUUCAUUCAGCAGAACUUGCAUUGAUAUAAAUGAAUGUUGGAAUUAUCCAGGCCGACUGUGUCAACACUCAUGUGAAAAUACUCCUGGGUCCUAUCAUUGUUCCUGUUCUUCUGGUUUUCGUUUGGCGUAUGAUGGGAAACACUGUGAAGAUGUUAAUGAAUGUGACAACAAUCCAUGCAGUCAGGAAUGUGCUAAUAUUUAUGGUUCCUAUCAGUGUUACUGCAGGCAAGGCUAUCAGUUAGCAGAAGAUGGUCAUUCUUGUAAAGAUAUUGAUGAAUGUGCCCAAAGUGCAGGUAUUCUGUGCACUUUCCGUUGCCUCAAUGUGCCUGGAAGUUAUCAAUGUGCUUGUCCUGACCAAGGCUAUACAAUGUCAGCAAAUGGAAGGACCUGUCGAGAUAUUGAUGAAUGUGCAAUGGGAACCCACAAUUGUUCAUCAUCAGAGUCUUGUUAUAAUGUUCAAGGCAGCUUCCGAUGUCUCUUAUUUGAGUGCCCACCAAACUACAGAAAAGUGUCUGACAUGAGAUGUGAGCGUAUCAACUGCUUCAGCUAUCUGGAUUGCCAAAACACUCCAUUGCGAAUCACUUACUAUCAGCUUAACUUCCAAACUAACAUUGUUGUCCCAGCUCAUAUUUUCCGAAUUGGUCCCUCGCCUGCUUAUGCUGGAGACAACAUAAUCCUUACAAUCAACAAAGGAAAUGAAGAGAACUACUUCAGCACCAGAAAGCUGAAUUCUUACACAGGCAUCGUUUACCUUCAGCGACAAGUGAAGGAACCCAAAGACUUUUUGUUAGAUGUUGAAAUGAAGCUUUGGCGUCAAGGGACAUACACAACUUUUCUGGCCAAAAUUUAUAUCUUCAUCACUUCUCAUGCAUAUUGAGGCAGAGGUACUGCCAUUGGUAUUAACUGGUGCUAUGGCUUUGUAACCUUUGAACAAAGUUUAUGAUGACAAUAUAAAAUCUAUAUCUAGCUUCUUUUAUUAUUUUUAAGCUUUGUUUUUUUGUAAAAAUAACUUAAAAUAUAUUAAUCCUUUUUUUUUUUGUUCACUUUGGAUUUCUAAAUGAGAAAAAUAAGGUUUUGACCUUUAAAGCAAAUGUAUGUACAGUAUUUGCCCUGUCUUCUAAAACUUUCUUAUAGAACUGCACCAGGGAUGACUUCAGAAUUAUUUGCAUAGGGUGGAGGCAUGAUCUGCCUGAGCUUAAGCCAUUUUAAGGCUGAAAUUCUGUAUAAAGAUAUACUUCACUUAGCAAAGUACAGUAGAUAUGUUCUUGAACAUUACUACUUUAAUGGAAUAUUUGGUACCAGAGGUAGAAGUAACAUGGAAAGAAUAAGGAUAGGUUCCUACACCACAAAAAAGUACAGUAGGCAAACAUGUUUCAGCAGACAUUUUUUUCAGAACUAAUUGUAUGUACAUAUGAAAUGAAAUAACUAGUCCAGGUAAGCCUUGCAUAAAUAAACAAAAACAUUUUGGACCUUUUGAAGACCACUUGAAGGCUGCUUCCAAAAUGCAUCCAGGGUUUACUUAUUCUUUCACCAGCCUCCACUUUACUUAUGAUUUUGUUUUGGUUGCCAGGCAUAGAGCUUUCUUAACAUGCUGGGGUUGCUGCAACACAAGCUUAUGUGUUCAGUCCUUUUCUCUCUGUUUUGGAUUCUUGAAACAGCUGCUAUUUACAUUGCCUAUUGUAGCUUAAGCUUUGCUUAUUGCAUUGUUUAGUACAGACUUGUUGCUGCAACCUGACACCAAACAUUGGUGUUUCUUCAACCCUCCUUUGCCAUUCUCCCAGUGCCAAUUCUGCUAAUAAAAAACCAGCUAGACAGGAUAAGAAGGAAAAGAGAUUGGUGGGCAUAAAAGCCUUUGUAAAAAGGUGCUCCACUGUCAAGAGACUUUGUUAACUGAGCUAUGUCUAUACAUUCAUUUGGGAAUAAAUCCCAUUGAGAUGUAUCUCUGUGUAGACCUGCAUGGGGUAGUGACAGUCUUUUGAUUGCUGAGUGUCCUGCUUUGGCCCAAUUAUAAAAGGUUCAGGAGACCUAGGUUUUGUUUUGGUAAAUGGAUACUCCAAGUAUGAAACACCCUUUAAAUCAAUUGUUGGUGUCUGCAGCAAGUCAUGGGGUGAAUUUUUAACUCCAGGAUCCUCUGCCGCACAAACUGCCUAAAAUACCAAAAAAAACCCCAAAGUUGUCAGAAGCCAAUUUCUGGUUUUGAAAAACUGGUGCUUUUUAAAAAAAGCAUUAAACAGUACAGUCCCACCCUGCCUCAACCAUUUAAAUGGUGAAUAGCCUUCCUGACUUCUGGCCCAGACAGAAAUAAAGAUAGAUCUGCCUGUACAGGACCUUAUGUCUUAGGAGAUUUACAUAAGAGACACUUUAUGGGGGCAGCACAGAGUGGUGUGGGGAGUUUGGAGGGGUUGAAGACUACAGAAACACUUUUGAGGUCCACAUGCAGUGCCAGGACCACACUCAUGCUCUAAGAUUACUAUUCAAGAUUUUUUUCUUUUUCCAUUGCACAAUUUAUGCUUAUUAACAUACCCUUCCACUAUCCCAAUCUGGCAAAGACAGACCCAAUUAAUCCUUUGUUGUCCUACUUUUUCAGCUGCUUUUAAAAUGUCCCAGUUUUUCUUGCUUUCUCCCACUUUCCUCCUUUGUCUUCAAAUCACUUCCUUUGGUACAAACUGAGUUCAAACAGCUAUAGUAAUUUGCACUGAAUUAACUCAGUGUGUGGAGAGGAGGCAGGGUGUUGCCCUGCCCAGUAGGCUCAGUCCAAAGCAAACUGCUGCCACUCAUGUGUUCUUGUGUCAUCUUGACCACAUUCUUAUGUUGCUUGGUCACAUGUGCCCAGGUUUUAUCUGUGGAAUAUUGGAUGAUGCAUAUUAAUCUACAAACAUAGACCUCUAUUAUUUGGACUUAAGUUAGGAUCCUAUCACAUGGGGUUAAAAGAGAGGCUUACUUUCUUGAAUUCAGUGCUAAUUCAGGAUGCAGCCAGUUCCUAUCACACAUAAAUUGCCACUGAAUUGCUGCCUGGAUCCAUCCCAGGUGCAGCCUGGGUCGUCUAGGCCACUUCAGCAUCCAUUUUUAGAAGUUGGAAGCUGCAUCUGCGAUGGACCUGGGCAGCGAUUUAUGUCUGAUAGGAACUGGCUGUCUCUCGAAUUAGCACUGAAUUCGGGAAAGGUAAGCUGUUCUUUUAACCUCGUGUGAUAGGGUCCUUAGUUGGACGUUUAUCUCAUUUAGUAACAGUGAACCAUUUUCAUGUCUAAGCUGUGUUGUGCUUUCUUGCAGAAUUUUGCAAUGCAGUUCUGAAGGAACACAAUCAAGGGACUUCUAGGUGCAGACAAGAUGUAUUAUACUUUUUCUAGCAAAUGGCCAAAGAUAAGGUAUGCCAAAGCAAAAAUCUUAAACUGUUAGAAUGUUACAUUGCAUGGCUAUUCAGUUAGAAACUUCAGAUUAAACUUGAAAAGGGUUAUUUUUUCAGAAUAUAUUUUGUGCAUAAAUGAUAUGAUGGAUGUGAGAAACUAAUUGGCAGCUUAUGGGGACCCUAUAUUAACACAAUACUAGUUUUAAAUUGUUUUGUAUUACUUUUAUUUUAUAGAAAACUGGAAUAAGUCCAGCUCCAUGAGCCACAUGAACUAACAUAAUCCGACCUGUGAAAAUUCAUCACUAAACCACAAAAAAUAUUUUGUUAGAGUAAAGUGCCUAGUGCUAAACUUGUAUUGAACAUCCUUUGAUAUGGUUAUACAAAAUCUAUAAAAUGUUGUUGAUUAUAAAACAGCAACAACAUGGUCCUGCACUGGGAGAUGGGAUGCUAAAUUCUGCCCAGGCAGAACUACAUAUCACCUCUCAUCUCCCCUACCUUACAACACACCUGCCUCUUUUUGCUCCUCCUCUUACAUGGCCACAAUGAAGAGUGAGGAACAGUCAAGAAGUGUCUGGUUAUGCCCCUAUGGCUAGAUACCCAGUGAUGAUGCCAUCCUUUGGCACCUCCAGAGGGCCCUCCAGUUGUCCUGGAUGAUACCUUCAAUAUCACGAGUCUGACUAUAAGGACAUAGCCAGAUGUUCCUCAGCUGCCUCAUGCUCUCCUCUGGCUACUACAUGGCCAGGUUAGCAGGGAGAACAAGUGACAAGUGGGUUUUAAGGGAACUGAAGUUGUUGCAUGAGGGAUAUGUUGAAUUCCUCUCUCCAUAAUGACCAAAAAAGACAGACACCAGUGAUACCACUGGAAUAUGUUACUAACAGGACAUCAGCCAUAAUUUCCUAUUGUAGAGUUCAAUCUUUUCACUAUGUUACCAUAGAUCUUAUUUUGUAUAUAAAAAAAGAGAGAUGCCAAGCCAUACGGCCCUUUUAUAUGAGUAGUGUAAAAAGUAUUAUGAAAUGCUACAGUGUUAUGAAAUGUAAAAUACUAAUUUGUACUGUGAUUUAAACUUGUGAAUGCUUCUUAUAUUGAAGUUUAGGGAGAGAUUAGCUGCCAUUGAUUAUUGUGUUCAGUACUAUUUUUGUCAGUGUUUCAGUACACAUUAAAAUUUAAUUGUUGUAGAUGAAGCUA